Molecule: messenger RNA, 1395 nt
Organism: Drosophila hydei
Lineage: Eukaryota; Metazoa; Arthropoda; Insecta; Diptera; Drosophilidae
Gene: cn
Product: kynurenine 3-monooxygenase
Exons: 3
Coding region: 1-1395 (464 amino acids)
Biological process (GO): quinolinate biosynthetic process; L-tryptophan catabolic process; NAD+ metabolic process
Cellular component (GO): mitochondrial outer membrane
Molecular function (GO): FAD binding; kynurenine 3-monooxygenase activity; NAD(P)H oxidase H2O2-forming activity
Source: RefSeq, a predicted model, not a curated record
AUGUCACAGAGCACAGCGAGCUAUGUCUAUGCAGAUGGCAAUGGAGCCGCAGCUACGAGACGAAAGGUGGCCAUUGUAGGAGCUGGUCUGGUGGGUUCAUUGGCCGCUUUGAACUUUGCCCGCAUGGGUCAUGAGGUGCAGCUCUACGAAUACCGUGAGGACAUACGCCAGGCUCAGCUUGUGCAGGGACGCAGCAUCAAUUUAGCGCUGUCUCAACGUGGACGCAAGGCCUUGGCAGCCGUGGGCCUAGAGCAGCAGGUGCUGGCCACAGCGAUACCCAUGCGAGGACGCAUGUUGCACAAUGUCAAAGGGCGCACGAGCAUUGUGCUCUACGAUCCCUGCAACAAUCAAUGCUUGUACUCAGUGGGUCGCAAGCAGCUGAACGAGCUGCUGCUGAAUGCCUGCGAUGCCUUUCCCAAUAUUCAAUGCCAUUUCGAGCAUAAGUUGAUCAGUGCCAAUAUAAGAGAGGCACGUAUGCAGUUCAAGCUGGGGACAGAAAGGCAGGCAGAGGAGCAGCUGAUCUCUGUUGCCGCGGAUUUGAUUGUGGGCUGCGAUGGCGCCUUCAGUGCGCUGCGGCAGCAGCUCGUGCGUCAGCCCGGCUUCAAUUACUCGCAGGAGUAUAUUGGCACGGGCUACCUGGAGCUCUGCAUACCUGCCAAGGACAAUGAAUUUCAAAUGCCACCGAAUUACUUGCACAUCUGGCCGCGAGAUUCCUUCAUGAUGAUCGCAUUGCCCAAUCAGGAUAAGUCCUUUACGGUCACUUUAUCGAUGCCCUUUGAGCUGUUUGGGCAAUUGCAGACGCAGCAACAGCUGCUGGACUUCUUUCGCACUCACUAUGUGGACGCACUGCCUCUGAUUGGCGAGCAGCAGCUGAUCAAGGACUUCUUCAAGUCACGUCCACAGCAUUUGAUGUCCGUUAAGUGCAAGCCGUAUCACUAUAUGGAUAAAGCUCUGAUUUUAGGCGAUGCUGCACAUGCUAUGGUACCCUACUAUGGCCAGGGCAUGAAUGCGGGCAUGGAGGAUCUAACGCUGCUCAGCUCCAUACUGAAUCAGGAACUCCCGCUGGAUGUUGCACUGGAGCAGUUUACGGAAUCACGCUGGCAAGAUGCCCAUGCCAUUUGUGAUCUGGCCAUGUACAACUAUGUAGAGAUGCGCGAUUUAACCAAGCGCUGGUCGUUUCGCUGUCGCAAGUGGCUGGACACAACGCUGUUUCGCUUCUUUCCCAAUCACUGGGUGCCGCUCUACAACAGCGUCUCCUUCACCAGCAUGCCCUACAGUCAGUGCAUUGCCAAUCGUCAGUGGCAGGACCAGUUGUUGGGCAAAGUUCUUAGUGGAACAAUCGUGCUGAGCUCAUUGCUUGCUGCUGGCGCCAUCUAUGUGCGACGUUUUCGCUGA